Brassica napus (rape) is the source of this 1321-nucleotide messenger RNA. RefSeq names its product 3-hydroxyisobutyryl-CoA hydrolase 1-like. Gene Ontology annotation, molecular function: 3-hydroxyisobutyryl-CoA hydrolase activity. Gene Ontology annotation, biological process: L-valine catabolic process. The transcript is spliced from 5 exons. Bases 21 to 665 code for a protein of 214 amino acids. The record is from RefSeq and is a predicted model, not a curated record. NCBI's taxonomy places the organism in Eukaryota, Viridiplantae, Streptophyta, Magnoliopsida, Brassicales, Brassicaceae.
CUUAGUAAGGCUACUCAUUAAUGUCACAGAGGUUGACUGCUUUAGAAGCAGAUCUUUGCAAAGUUGGUUCAAGUGAUCCAGUUACCUUUGCCUCAACAAUUCUCAAUGCAUACACUCAGAAUCCGCACCUGAAGCAGCAUAGUGCUUACCACAGUUUAGAUGUAAUUGAUAGGUGCUUCUCGAGAAGAACAAUGGAAGAGAUUAUAUCUGCACUUGAGAGAGAGGCCACUCAGAAACCAGAUGAAUGGAUCUCAGCUACCAUUCGAGAUUUGAAGAAGGCAUCACCAGCAAGCCUUAAAAUCUCUCUUAGAUCGGUUAGUUCCUCAAAAUGUGUCACGUAUAAUAAUGGGAUAGAGCUGACUCUGUGUAUGAAAUUUCAGAUAAGAGAAGGGCGGUUUCAGGGGGUGGGAAAGUGUCUUAUCCGUGAGUAUAGAAUGGUGUGUCAUGUGUUGAAAAGAGAAAUAAGCAAAGAUUUUGUGGAGGGUUGCAGGGCCGUGGUGAUAGACAAAGAUAGGAACCCAAAGUGGGAGCCACGGAGUCUGGAAGAAAUGAAGGAUAACAUGGUGGAGAGGUACUUCGAGAAAGUGGAUGAAGAGGAUCAAUGGAAGGAUCUAAAGCUUUCACCAAGGAAAAAUUUGCCUGCUUUAAUAAUCGCAAAGCUGUGAACUAGAGAAGGUGGUGAAGCUGAUGUGUGAUCGUUCGUUGGUUGGAGCUCAAAUUUCAUUGGUUGUCACGCGACCGUUUCCUUAUGUUUUUUUUUGGUGUAAAACUUCUUUUUAAGUGGUGUAAAACUUGUGAUAAAUGCUUUAUUAUAUUUACUCUUGUCAACAACUAUGUCAGCCACUUCAUCAAAUUAUAAAUCACAUGUUUAUCCUUUUCUACCUUGGCAUCUUGCAUCCGCAUGGUACUCCCAUUCUGCAUGCUUUCUGUAUUAACGUCUGCAUCAAUGAUUGUAUUCGUCAAAACAGACUAUUGACAUCUAAAACUAUAGUUUAGAUUUUCAGUCUCAUCCACCAGAAAGUUGCCAGUCUUUCAGCAAUUUUUUAUUGGCCAGAAUCCUCCACUCUUUUGGUCAUUUUAGUAACAGUUAAUGGAAACGAUGAUUUUAGUAGAAAUCUCGAUCAUAGUAACACAAAACAUAAGAAUACUUUCCUUAAAAAAAAAAAGGUUCUCCUGUCUUUAUUCAUUAUUUUUUACUGAAAUAUGUAUGUAGGAAACAAAGGAAAAGGAAUCGAUGAUUAUUUGCAUAGACAUGGAAAAUGAGAUAAUGGUCGAGACUUCUACUAAAAUCAUCGAUUCCUUAACUUGUGGACAUGGAAAA